AGGACAUUUGAGCCUCUGCGGACGCCGUAGGCUUUCUGUCUUUUCGGAAAGCUUCGCGAGCCUUCUCGGAUCUCGUACCGGCCCUGCCUGAAGGGAGAGCGUGUGUGGCCGAGAUUUUUGUGACUCGAAGUCAGCGGCGGUAGUUGGGCCGGCACGAAGUUCUCGCCGCCAUGAGCCGGAGUUAUAACGAUGAGCUGCAAUAUCUGGAUAAACUCGACAAGAACUGCUGGCGCAUCAAGAAGGGCUUCGUGCCCAACAUGCACGUGGAAGGUGUGUUCUAUGUGAACGAUCCUCUAGAGAAGUUAAUGUUUGAAGAGUUAAGGAAUUCCUGUCGAGGGGGAGGUGUUGGCGGUUUCCUGCCAGCCAUGAAGCAAAUUGGAAAUGUGGCUGCACUGCCUGGCAUUAUCCAUAGAUCCAUAGGGCUUCCUGAUGUCCAUUCUGGCUAUGGCUUUGCCAUUGGUAACAUGGCUGCCUUUGAUAUGAAUGACCCAGAAGCAGUGGUAUCACCAGGUGGUGUUGGCUUUGACAUCAACUGUGGUGUACGGCUGCUGCGUACUAACCUUGAUGAGUGUGAUGUCCAGCCUGUGAAGGAGCAGCUGGCCCAGUCCAUGUUUGACCACAUUCCUGUUGGUGUGGGAUCCAAGGGUGUCAUUCCUAUGAAUGCCAAGGAUUUGGAGGAGGCUCUGGAGAUGGGAGUGGACUGGUCCUUGCGUGAGGGUUAUGCCUGGGCUGAGGAUAAAGAGCACUGUGAAGAAUAUGGGAGGAUGCUGCAAGCUGAUCCAAAUAAAGUAUCUGCAAGGGCUAAGAAAAGGGGCUUGCCUCAGCUGGGAACUCUGGGAGCAGGAAACCAUUAUGCUGAGAUUCAGGUUGUGGAUGAGAUUUAUAACGAGUAUGCUGCCCGGAAGAUGGGCAUAGACCACAAGGGACAAGUGUGUGUGAUGAUCCACAGUGGCAGCAGAGGCCUGGGCCACCAAGUAGCUACAGAUGCCCUCGUGGCUAUGGAAAAAGCUAUGAAACGGGACAAGAUCAUUGUGAAUGACCGCCAGCUGGCUUGUGCCAGGAUUGCUUCCCAAGAGGGACAGGAUUACUUGAAGGGAAUGGCAGCAGCUGGAAAUUAUGCAUGGGUCAAUCGCUCUUCCAUGACUUUCCUCACGAGGCAGGCUUUUGCCAAAGUCUUCAAUACCACCCCUGAUGAUCUGGAUAUGCACGUGAUCUAUGACGUGUCUCACAACAUCGCUAAAGUAGAGCAGCACGUGGUGGAUGGGAAAGAACGGACCCUGUUGGUGCACAGGAAAGGAUCGACUCGGGCUUUUCCUCCACAUCAUCCCCUCAUAGCUGUCGAUUACCAAUUGACUGGCCAGCCAGUGCUGAUUGGUGGGACUAUGGGAACGUGUAGCUAUGUCCUUACUGGUACAGAUCAAGGCAUGACUGAAACUUUUGGAACCACUUGCCAUGGCGCGGGCCGCGCGCUGUCUCGAGCCAAAUCCCGACGCAACUUGGAUUUUCAGGAUGUCUUGGACAAGCUGGCAGACAUGGGGAUUGCAAUCCGUGUUGCUUCUCCCAAACUGGUCAUGGAAGAAGCACCUGAAUCUUACAAGAAUGUGACAGAUGUGGUCAACACCUGCCAUGCAGCUGGCAUCAGCAAGAAAGCCAUUAAACUGAGGCCCAUUGCAGUUAUCAAAGGCUAAGGAAACUGACCAGAAUGACCAUUACCCAAGACCUUUGUGCCACCCAGAGUGCUUGGUGACUGUAUUCUAUGCCUAGAUGGAGAUAUCAACUGACAUAGAUUCUUUGUUGUUGGAACUCAUGGACGUAAGGAGUGUCCAGAAAACACUUUUUGUUUUGAGGAAAGGAUGAACCAAAACAUGUUGCCACCUAAUUUUAUGGAGCAAUAUCUGAAACCAGUUGAAUUUCUUUUACCAGACUGUUGAAGAAUGGUCAUUACUUGCUGCAACUGUAGCCAACGUUAAUUCUGUAACUUCUAAUUUGUGGGGAAGCGUUUCUGAUGGAGGCAUUUUCUGAUGUAAGCCAAAUACAUCUAUUUCAAGAUGGGCUUCUGUUUUGCAGAAUUUAAUUUGAUGAGUCCCUUGCGUUAAAAGUCUAGACCCCUCUGAAAUAGAACCAUGAACUGAAUUCAACUAUCAAUAGAUACUCUAAACAGUUGAAAGGGAAAUUGUGUAUGCUUGAGUUAGACCAAAACUUGAUAUUGCCACACAAUUGACAAUUGGUCCACAAAUGCUCUGUCUAGAAGUCCCUGAAUGGAUAGUUGCAUUGUGACUCUCUGCACUAACAGAGGAAGCUGUUGUCUGAAGUUAAGCUUUUACCAGCUGUUUUGCCUCAUGACACACCCUACGGUAUAUCAAGCACAGGUGGCUCAUUGUGCCCCUCAUGUCAGGUAAUAUAGUGGUGACUGGCAUAGCUAGCACAGGCGUUGCUCUGGUACUGUUCUGUAUAUAUUAGUGACACCUAUGUUUGAUCUGUUGAUAGGUAGGCUCUUGAACUGACCAUGCCAUGCUAUAACUAGUAGGGCUUGAUGGGCUUGAUCUGGCCCACAGAUAUGACUUUGACAUUGGCAUAGUCAUUGAUCCUCUUGAAUUUGAUUGGAAUCCUGAAAGAGGUUUACCAAAACAUCUGAGGUUUUGAAACGUCUAGAUAAACGGAGAAAGCAAAACAGUCAAUGCAUAUUGUUGUCAUUUCUCUUACACUGACAAGACAUUUGGAGAAUGAGGAAAGUCUUUCAUAUUUAAAGAUGGAGAUUUGGUUUGAAUACUAGGAUAACAACCCUUCCACUUCUAAUGCAAUUUUAGAAGAAUAUUUAUCUCAGGUCUUGCAUGUCGGUCUCCUUUGAUUUAUUUCACUUACAGGGGAAAAAGCUACUGGCAUGUAUAAAAUUUAAUUGCAGUCAGUAGAGGGCACCUAUUUCAAAUUAGUAAUCUCCGAGAGCCAAAUUAAGAUGGGGUGGGGGAAGACUUAAAACAGAGCACCGUAAAGAGGAGAAAAAGAGGUCAUUUUUGGAUGUGUGUGAGAAAGUGUGAGAACUCUGUCCAACACUUUACAUGUGAGCUGGCUGGAUUUGUGAAUAAAUGCACAUGGAUUCCCUUCCUGUGUCUCCUUUGGCCCUGAAUUAGGGGCAGAAGCUAUAAAAUCCUUUCCAUAGCAGAGCGAAGGGAAGCCACUUGCUAAAGACUGUAACCUGGCUGCAUCCAUGUAAUCAUCUAGAGAACAUGGUUAAACUGGUACUUGCUGCAGUCAACAGUGGAUUUGAAUUAAAAGGGCUAAUAAACUUUAACAUUAAAUCAUGGGCCAAUGGAAGAAGAAAAGUUGUUGGUUAAGACACUGUUAAAACUGCCUCAGGACAUUAGUGUGACUCACAUGUAAGCCGCAUCUCACCCUCCCUCCCGCUUACACUGUUAGAACUAUUUUCAGCCGGGUUGAGAACGUUCACAU
Molecule: messenger RNA, 3447 nt
Organism: Gekko japonicus
Lineage: Eukaryota; Metazoa; Chordata; Lepidosauria; Squamata; Gekkonidae
Gene: RTCB
Product: RNA 2',3'-cyclic phosphate and 5'-OH ligase
Exons: 12
Coding region: 171-1688 (505 amino acids)
Biological process (GO): tRNA splicing, via endonucleolytic cleavage and ligation
Cellular component (GO): tRNA-splicing ligase complex; nucleus
Molecular function (GO): RNA ligase (ATP) activity
Source: RefSeq, a predicted model, not a curated record